AUGUCUAGAGUUGGAACUGUUGUUUUAGGACCUGCUGGUGCAGGAAAGACCACUUUUUGUAAUUCAUUGGUAACUCAUAUGCAACAAAUUGGUAGAAACUGUCACAUUGUCAAUCUUGAUCCUGCUGCUGAAGCUAAGAAGUAUGAAUUUACUGUUGAUAUCAGAGACUUGAUUUCUCUUGAAGAUGUCAUGGAAGAACUAAAUCUUGGUCCCAACGGGGGCUUGAUUUAUUGUUUUGAAUUUCUUUUAAAGAAUUUGGAUUGGUUAGAAGAAGAAAUUGGUGAUUAUAACGAUGAGUUUCUAAUUAUUGAUUGUCCAGGGCAGAUUGAAUUAUAUACUCAUAUUCCAGUGUUCCCAACUAUCAUAAACCACUUGACCAGAAAUAUGAAUUUCCAAUUAUGUUGCACUUAUCUUAUGGAAUCAACUUUUGUGAUUGAUAAAUCAAAGUUCUUUUCUGGAACUUUGAGUGCUAUGUCAACCAUGUUGUUGUUGGAACUCCCGCAUAUUAACAUUCUUUCAAAAGUGGACUUAAUAAAGGAUCAAUAUUCUAAAAAGAAACUCAAACAAUUUUUAAAUCCUGAUCCUCUAUUAUUGGAAGACGGCAACGAUGAUAACUUACUUGCUAAUAAGAAGUUUGACAGGUUGAAUAAAUUGAUUGCCAAUAUGAUCGAUGAAUUUGGAAUGGUGCAAUAUUUGCCGUUAAAUGUUAAUGAUUCCAACUCUCUCACCACAAUCCUAUCUUAUAUUGAUGACGUCACACAGUGGUCAGAGAACCAAGAACCUAAGGAUCCUGUUGAUGAAGGCCUUGUACCUGACGAAGAAGAAGAAUUUGAAUAA
Molecule: messenger RNA, 837 nt
Organism: Saccharomycopsis crataegensis
Lineage: Eukaryota; Fungi; Ascomycota; Saccharomycetes; Ascoideales; Saccharomycopsidaceae
Gene: GPN3
Product: putative signal sequence-binding GTPase GPN3
Exons: 2
Coding region: 1-837 (278 amino acids)
Molecular function (GO): GTPase activity
Source: RefSeq, a predicted model, not a curated record